Messenger RNA from Chroicocephalus ridibundus (black-headed gull), 5297 nucleotides. RefSeq names its product zinc finger RANBP2-type containing 3 (gene ZRANB3). The transcript is spliced from 21 exons. Bases 343 to 3663 code for a protein of 1106 amino acids. Gene Ontology annotation, biological process: DNA repair; replication fork processing. The record is from RefSeq and is a predicted model, not a curated record. NCBI's taxonomy places the organism in Eukaryota, Metazoa, Chordata, Aves, Charadriiformes, Laridae. Gene Ontology annotation, molecular function: zinc ion binding; endonuclease activity; ATP binding.
CCAGCGGCCCCUCCGGGCGGCGGGGAGUGGGGAGGGGCCGUUUCCAGCCCGUUCGCUGCGGUGGCGCCGUGGUGUGAAGAGGGGGGCUGUGAGGGGGGGCCGGCUGUGAGGGGGCGGCUGUGAGGCCUGGAGGAUGGAGGCUGGGCCGGGAAGGCGGCCUGUCCCCGUCGAGCGUUGGGGUGUAAGGCCUUAAGGGGCUGCCCUGAGGGGAACGGUGUGGUGAAGGGACGAGGUUCCAGGUGGGACUCGUUCUUUCUCAGCCCAUCUCUGUGCCAGAAGGCCUCGCUGAUUCCGCUCGCCCUGGCUGCUGCUGGAUUAUCACAGCAUGUGCUGAGGUUCAACAUGGCUAGUACGUUCCAAGAAACACCUACACUUGAAGCUUCUUAUUCAGAAAAUGUUGAAGCUAAGCUGUCCUUUCUACCUGAAAGACUGAGAAAGAAACUGCUUCCUUUUCAGGAGAAAGGCAUCAUGUUUGCACUUCAGAGAAGUGGCAGGUGUAUGAUUGCUGAUGAGAUGGGACUAGGUAAAACAAUUCAAGCAAUUGCCAUUUCCUAUUACUAUAAAAAUGAAUGGCCUCUCUUAAUUGUAGUGCCUUCAUCUCUGAGAUACCCUUGGGUUGAUGAGAUGGAGAAGUGGAUUCCAGAACUCUCUCCAGAUGAUAUUAGCAUCAUUCAGAACAAGACUGAUAUUGGGAGAAUAUCAACCAGCAAAGUAACGAUUCUGGGAUAUGGCCUGUUAACUUCUGAUGCGCAGACUUUAGUAGACACUUUGUACGGGCAGAACUUUAAGGUAGUUGUGAUUGAUGAGUCACACUAUAUGAAAUCCAGAAAUGCCACCCGCAGCAAGAUUUUGUUGCCGAUUGUGCAGAAAGCUCUUAGAGCUAUCCUUCUUACUGGAACUCCUGCUCUAGGAAGACCUGAAGAGCUUUUCAUGCAGAUUGAAGCACUGUUUCCAAGAAGAUUUGGAACUUGGAGUCAAUAUGCCAAAAAAUACUGCAAUGCUCGUGUCAGGUUUUUUGGUAAAAGAACUCAUUGGGACUGUAGAGGAGCUUCAAAUUUAGAAGAAUUGCAUCAACUUUUAAGUGAAAUAAUGAUCAGAAGACUGAAGAAUGAUGUUCUAACUCAGUUGCCUCCAAAAGUUAGGCAACGUAUUCCAUUUGACCUCCCACAAGCUGCAGCUAAGAAUUUGAAUACCACUUUUGCAGAGUGGGAGAAAUUAAUGAGAAAUCUGAAUUCAGAUGCCACUGAAAGCCAUUUUUCUCAAGUCAUGAAUCUAAUCACACGCAUGUAUAAAGAAACAGCCAUUGCUAAGGCAGGAGCAGUAAAGGACUAUAUCAAAAUGAUGCUUGAAAAUGACAAAUUGAAGUUUCUAGUUUUUGCUCACCACUUAAGCAUGCUUCAAGCCUGUACAGAGGCAGUGAUAGAAAAUAAGGUUCGCUACAUACGAAUAGAUGGAAGUGUUCCUUCCUCAGAAAGAAUACAUCUUGUUAAUCAGUUUCAGAAGGAUCCUGAUACCCGGGUUGCUAUUUUGAGUAUUCAGGCAGCUGGUCAGGGUUUAACUUUCACUGCUGCUACUCACGUUGUGUUUGCUGAGUUAUACUGGGAUCCAGGCCAUAUUAAGCAAGCAGAAGACAGAGCACACCGAAUUGGGCAGUGCAGUUCUGUGAAUAUUCACUUCCUUAUUGCAAAAGGAACAAUGGAUACUCUUAUGUGGGCAAUGCUGAAUCGCAAGGCCAAAGUCACAGGCAGCACCUUGAAUGGCAAGAAAGAGAAAAUGCAGGCCGAAGAAGGUGAUAAGGAGAAAUGGGAUUUUUUGAAUUUUGCUGAGACCUGGGCCCCCAGUGAAAGUCUAGAGGAUUCCGAAAAUGAACUUUUGUUUACACAUUUUGAAAAGGAAAGACAGCGUGACAUACGUUCUUUUUUUUCCCCAAAAUCCUCCACUGAGAAGAAACGCAAAACAUUUUCUGGUAAUGAAUCACUACAUAAUGACUCAGAAUCUUCAGAAGUCACAAAAGAAGAGGAUGCAGAGAAGAGCAAUGAAAACCUGGAUUCCACAAGCAUAAGUGAUGUGGAUGCAAUUUGUCAUGAAAGCACCUGUGAACGCGAAGCUAAAAGAGCAAGAAGCGUAAGUGGAUCGACUCCAGUCAGCUCCAGUAAGAGAAAGAAAAAAUCUUUGACUGGAAAAAAGCCGCCUUUGUUUUCAGAAAAAAACAAUGAAGUCCUUCCUUGUGGCUUAAAUACUUCAAGCAAAAGUACAGCUUUAAAUAAAGUUUGGCACUGCAGUGUUUGCACUUACAGUAAUAAUGAAUUGCUCCCGUACUGUGAAAUGUGCAAUUGCCCUCAAAGCAGGAAUGUUGAGAGAAACUGUGACGCUCCCAUGAAGCAGACUGAGGAAGAUGUGUCAAAGGACUCCAGGAGAAAUGAAGAGAGAGCACAGCGCAAUGCUGAAGACAGAAGUGAAGAUUUUGGGGAAGUGGUGACCCAACAAUCUGUUGAAAUCAGCGAACAGGAAACUAUUGAAAUUGAAAAUGAAGAAAAUGAAAAAAUGUGUGGAGAAGGAGAUACAGAUAAAUCAGACGCGUUUCCAAUAUAUGAUGGGCUUAUGUUUUGUGCAAGCAGGAAUACUGAUAGAAUUCACCUCUAUACAAAGGAUGGUGAACCACUGAAUCAUAAUUUCAUCCCGUUGGACAUACAGCUGGAUAACUGGGAGGAUUUACCAGAAACUUUCCAGCAUAAACAAAAUCGUUCAUUGAUACUGAGGUUUGUGAAAGAAUGGAGUCGUCUAACAGCAAUGAAACAGAAGAUUGUCAGAAAAAGUGGUCAGGUAUUUUGCAGUCCUCUUCACACUGCGGAGGAGUUGUCUAAAAAGCAGUCAGCAGUCAGCAGCACAAAAAGGUAUGUGACCAAGGAGGAUGUAGCAGCAGCCUCCCUUAGCAAAGCUAGCAGCAGCGGGGGCAGCGUGCGCCUCAUCUCGAAAGAAAGUGGGGUUUGUCUGAAGAAUGAAAAUGCUUCUGUUGAACCAUCAGGUCAUCCCACAAAGUUGCUUUCAGAAAAUGGAGAAGGUCCACCAGCUCUUUGUCCGGAGCAGAUGGAUGCUGAAGGCUCCUCUCAGUACAAAGGUUAUUUGCAAGCCCUGGACAGCCGAGGAAACCCACUCUGCCUCAGCUGUCAACAGCCAACGGCUCAGCCGGAGCCAGGCUGCCAGGCCCAUGCCUGGGACACACGAUUCUGCUCUCACGCCUGCCAGGAGGACUUCUCGAUUCGCUCUAGUCAGAGCUACCUCAGGACCAAAGUGUUUGAAAUUGAACGCGGCGUUUGCCAGUUUUGUAAUCAAAACGCCCAGGAGCUUUAUCUCAGCGUCAGAGAUGCGGCCAAGAGUCAGCGUAAGAAACUUUUGGAGGAUUCUUGGAUGUCUCACCUCCCCCUGGGGCAGUUGAAUGAAAUCAUAACGAACCCGGCAGAAGGCCAGUUCUGGCAGGUAGACCACAUCAAGCCCGUUUACGGUGGAGGAGGACAGUGCUCCCUGGAAAACCUUCAAACGCUGUGUACGCUCUGCCACAGGGAGAGAACUGCGAAACAGGCCAAGGAAAGAAGCCAGAUGAAGAGACGCUCCUUAGCUACGAAGUACGGCUGUGAUAUCACAAAAUUUUUUGUGAAGAUGUAAAAUGCAAGGUGUAUUCAGUUACAUUGCAACUCAGAAACCGGUAUGGUUACACAGUCUUCCUCGUGCACAUAAAUCCUUGUAUCGUGCUGUUGGUAGAGGGAAGACUAUACAGAAUUAAAACCAAGAAAUCACUUUUAACACUUGAUUGCCGGAGGGGCUUGGGUGAGUGCACCCAAGGUAUUGAUCAUGGUUAUGUUUUUAUGACCCUGUGGUUUAAAGCUAAAUUUCUGUGUGUACCCUUAAUGCAAUUUUGAAGCAUUCCUGUUUUCCUGUUACAGCGUAAGUUAUACCUGCAAGAAUUUGAGGAAGUUCUCUUGAAACUCCUGUUGGUCCUACAGGGUUCAAUUGUACUGGGGACAUUACGGACUGAGAGGGUAUCUUAGUUUAAAUUCUUUUCUUUGUUCAAAUACCAAAAUUACUGGAGAAAAUACAAGUUCUGAUAUGUAUUAUCACAAAACAGCAUGAGUGAUUUGUUGCUUCUAAAACUGCCUUGUACCUACAAACCACUAAUAGCAGCCUCAGGAACGCGCUGAUCAGCCAUGAAAGGCCGACUGUUGGCACUGGGCCUGACAUAAGAUUUUGGCAUUCCACAUUACCUGUUGAAAUCUGGUUUAACUUAAACCAGCUUGUAUUACAAACUUAUUCAUGAUAAGGAGCCACAAAUAUCACCAAUUAUCUCAUCAAAGGUAGUUUCUGGGACAUGCUAGAGUCACAUUCCCCUAAUAAGAUUACAGAGAUGCUGGAUAUUUUGGACUGUUUAUGUGGCUUUCUUUAUGGUUACUUCAAAUAAAUACAUUUCUCUUUUUCCUGGUGAUUUUUUUUAACGCUUUAUCUGUCUCUCCCCCACCCCUUGAAUGCCAUAAGGCAGCAGUAACUGCUGUUACACUACAGAUCUUGUUGUGAAAGUACAUGACUGCAAUUUCAAGUAAAUCUAAUUAAAAUAAGCUGUAAAGCUUUCUGGGUUGCCUUAAUGAGCAAAACUCUUAAAAAUGUUCUUUUUUCUCAGUUAAAGAAAGAUAGUGUUCUGAAUGCACCAUUUUCUAUAGCAUGAAACUAACUGGGCUUCUCCAGCAAAGACAUCUUUAGGUAACUGCCUGAAGAAGUCUUACUUGAUGUUUGUGUUCUUUCUCCAAGUGAUUAAAGGCAUCAGCUCUUCAGCCUAAGAACAGCUCUUAACUAACUGAGGGAUUUGCAAGUUUAUACAGCCUUUACGAGAAGACACACUUCAAUAUAAAUUUUGUGAAGACAGCAUGUCAGGAGAGGAGGAAACCACGAGUAUCAGGGAAGAUACUUAAGUUAAAGAUUACUUAUUCAGUAAUUAUUUCUUUUAAAGGACCUAGGCAGUUAAACAGCAGCUAAGUUAGUCUUUUUUUAUCAGAGGAAUUUGCCUCAGGUAAAAUGCAAACAGCCUGGAGAACAAGUUCUGUCACAAAAUUUUCUCUGAAGAAAAUUAACGCUUCUUUAUCCUGAAAAUUGUAUUUCUACUUGAUACAGCUUUAUCUGAGGGAAGCACUAUCACCCCUGGCCCCUCCAAGAAGUUUUAGGGUAACACCUGGGCCCCUGCUAUCUGAUACAGAACUUAACUUUCUAUAUCUAUGUAGUCAGAAUCAUAAACGAUGCUUUUCCUGGGUCAA